GGACUAUGUGGGAGGAAACCAGAGUACCCAGAGGAAACCCAUGCGGAUACGGAGAGGACAUGUAAACUCUACAAAAUGAAUAUUCAUGUUACUGUCAAUGUCACGCUGUGAAAAGGAGUCGGAGAACUUGGAGAACGGUUUUCAGCCACUCGGCUGAAGGUGCUAGUGCUCACCUGAGCAUUUGUAACGACUGAUUUUGUGGAAGCUGUCACCAGGUGUCAAGAAAGGAAUAUAGACUUCAACAGAAGUUUGACGGCAGAGACUGAAGUGGAAGGAAAGGAGUGGCCAGAUGUUGUAUCGCUGCCUACAGCAUCGCAGGCAGGCAGGGCACGUCUGAGAGAGCAGCGGAGGGACGAGCCGGGAGAUUUGAGCCCCGCUCAGAGCCGAGCCUCGGGAUUCUGGGAUACGCCUCGGGGACAGAUCCGUCACGAGCGCCCGCGAACCGGAGCUACGACCGGCGCUUUCCCCCUCGCUCUCCCUCCUUCCCUCCGUCUCUCAGCCUUAUUCCUUCGCUCGCAGUGCUGGAAUGUACUGAGGGUGAAAGAGAGAAGAGCUUUAUCCCCCCUCUACUGCAGAAGACGGCAUCGGGCAAGACAGACAGACGGCAGGACGUGAGCUGGCACCCCCCUGGAGACUUGUCCCGGCACUGGAUUGGGAUCACACCCCCCCCCCCCCCCACCUCUGCCUCCUUUCCAAAUCACGACACCCUCCCUCCCUCAAAUUCUGUUUUCCUUCGCUGUUCCUCGUCUUUUUUUUUUAAAGCUCUCGCAGUGCUGGAUCGCACUCCUCGGCUGGAUUACAGCAGGGUGGCUCUUCUGCUCGUCCCCUAAUCCUGAGGGAGGCUGCGGAUCCCUCCGCGGGGGACCCACCUGCGCCUUCCUGCCCCUGUGGGUCUGCAGACCGGUGCGUGUCGGAGCGUGUGUGAGCGUAUGUGCGUGUGCGUGCGCUGAGAGGGGGGGCAUUUCUGGGGCCACGAGCUGACUCAGCGGUUGGAAGCGUGCUUGCGGAUUGAACCCGGAAUCAGGAGCGAGGAGGAAGGGGGGGGGACAGGGUCCCUGGAUCGCCGUCUCAUCUUCCCAAAAGCCCCGCUCGGAAUACUGAGGAGAAGCAAAAUUGCGUAACGGAGUCGGGGGGGGGACCAAGAGCACGGCGGAAAGCGUACAGGGGCGGCUGGAUUGGCUCCGUGGCGGCGGGCAGACGCUGCGGCAGAGCGCUUCACACAGACGGAUUUACAGCUCGUCUGCUGCUCUCAUACGCCGCUUCUCAGUCUAUACUUUCAGCCCUUUUUUAUUUCUCCCCAGGGUGCUUUCUUUCUUUUUUUUUUUUUGUUUCACCUUGGAUUCCACCCGUAUUGGACAUUAGCUCCGGACGUGGACAGGAGUGGUCUCCGGGACAACGACUGAAGAACACCUUCCUUCCCUGCUCUGCAUUCGGCGCCUGACUCGCUGCUCCUGUGUGUGUCGUGUGUGCGUGCGUUUUGUCUGCGUGUGUAUCCGUGCUUGUGCGUACGUGUGGGUGUGUGUGCGUGUGUGUCUGUGUGCGUGUGUGAAAGAUGCUCGGUGUUACGUUUCGCCCCUCUGACCCGUGUUGUCCGUGCCCACCUGGUCGCUGGUUUCGGGGUUAACCCUUCGUGAGCCGGCAGGAUGAGCGAGAUCUCCGGAGCGGCCGUUUCCGGGGCGAUGAUCGUGGAGGAGCCGGAGGCGGGCGGUGGCUCGGGGGGCAGGGAGCAGGCCCCGGAGCAGGGGCCCCUGCGCUGCGGGGGGUGCACCCUGUGGCCCCGGCAGCAGACCUGGCUGUGUGUGGUCCCCCUCCUGAUCGGGUUCAUCGGCCUGGGGCUCAGCCUGAUGCUGCUGAAGUGGAUUGUGGUGGGCUCUGUGCAGGACUACGUGCCCACAGACCUGGUGGACGCCAAGGGGAUCGGGCAGGACCCCAUAUUCCUCUCCAAGCCCAGUGCCGUCCCCAAACUCCCUGACACCUCCACCUCCACCUCCACCACCACCACCACUACCACCACCGCCUCCGCCGUCCCCCCUGGGGGCACCACCACGGUGAGGCCCAGGACUCGUGCAGGAACUCGGGCUGGGGGUCCCGGAGCGUCCGGCAGCCAGGUGACCCCGCGCAGCACCACCACCCGCCACGCCAGCGCCCCGCGCGGCCCACACCCGACCGCCUCCGGCAGCACCACCAGUACCAUGGCGACGCCCACCUCCACUCCCUCGCCGUCCAACCCCACGGUCCUGCACGUCUCUACGCAAAUGUGGACACACGUGCACACCUCCCACAAGCCGCCGGCCGUGCCCACCCGGUCCCACGUCCAGGUCAAGACAGCGAUGCCUACAUCCCCACCACUUCGCUCAGAGCACUUUAAGCCGUGCAAGGACAAAGACCUGGCCUACUGCCUGAACGGGGGCGAGUGUUUCGUCAUCGAGACGCUGACGGGAUCGCACAAGAACUGCAGGUGCAAGGAGGGGUACCAGGGGGUGAGAUGUGACCAGUUUCUUCCCAAGACAGACUCCAUCCUCUCUGACCCAACAGAUCACCUGGGCAUCGAAUUCAUGGAGAGUGAAGAGAUAUACAAGAGACAAGUGCUGUCAGUCUCCUGCAUUGCCAUAGGAAUCAGUCUGCUUGGCACUAUUUGCAUGGCACUCUAUUACCGGAACAAGCGACGCAGGGAAAAGCUCCAGGCCCAUCUGAAAAGCUACAGCGUGAGCGCCUCGGGCUUUGUGUCCAAACCCAGCCUGAGGCCACAGGGGAGUCUACAGCUUCAGAAAUACUGUAAAGGCAAUGGGUCCUCCCCUCCUCAUGGUGGAGCUGUUCAUGAGUCCGGCUUUGUCCAACAAAGUGUUGCAUUAGCUGCUCACUCAAGGGUUGUGCCAACUGGAAAACACCACAGGAGCGGUUCCCUCUCUCACAGUCCAGACCAGAGAAGCAGAGCUGGCCACCGGGCAGCCCCUCGCAGAACCCCACCCAUUUCCAGAGGAAGGCUGAAUCCCAUGGGAGGGUCUAGGGAUUCUGGGCCCGCCUACCAGCACCUGCAGGAGGCGGAGUCUUCGGAGAGGGAGGUGGAGUCUUUGAGAGGGCACCACUCUGAAGGGACCAUCUGUGACCCGCGGCAGGACUCCUAUUUAAAUAUGCAACGCCCCUUGUGUGCCGGACGCGCCUCGCAGGGGGGCCUGGCCCAGGUGCCGUGCAGCCGACUCGAUGGGGGCGUGGCCAGGGCGGCCCCCGGGGGCUUCAGGUGCGCUCCCCUCCGCUGCUCUGCCUCCCCCCCGCCCUACCGCACCUGCUCUGUUCCCAUCAUCCCCUCCGUCCAGGGACACUACGACGACACUUCCUGUAUGCAAACGGCCAGCGGCGGGACGGGGGGUGGCCCCUCUGACGCGUGUCAGCGCUCUUCCUCCUCCCCUGCCUCCACCUCCUCCUCAUCCUCCUCCUCACAGUCUAAAGGGGCAGAGCAGCAGGAAGCAGUGGCGUUGCUAUUGGAUGAAGCGCACCAGCAGCUGAGAGAGCUAGCGCAUGCCCACAGGAAGCAGGAAGACACAGGCUCCAUCCACACAGCUGCCAGGGAGACUGCCUGCUUUCUGUCACUCACUGGGGGCGAAGUCGGGGGGUUGGCCCUGAGUGGGCCACCCGAGACCCGAUUGGUGAAUCCCAGCAGAGAACCACACAGAGACUCCGCCCAGCCCUGCGAGUGAGGGGAGGUGUGGCCCUUCUUUGUGUUUGGACCAAUCAGCCCCCUGUGUUUCUUGAAACCAAGACUGCAGAGAUUUUUUCAGGGAGGAGAUGACGUGAAAAAAGCAACUUUAAAAAUAACUGAGUUAUUUAAAAAAAAUAAAUAAUAACAAAGAAAACAAAAACACAAUGUGCAUACAUUUUGGAAGAGUUAAAAGAAGGAACGGUGAGUGAGAGUUUAAAAUGUAUCAAAAAAGAAGAGAAAUUAUUUAUAUGCAUUUAUUUAAAUGACAAGCUUCUACUUAGAAAAACCAAAUAGUCUGUCAUCUCCAUUGUGUUUUUAAGUGUAAAAAAAAUUAUACAUAUAUAUAUAUAUAUAUAUAUAUAUAUAUAUAUGUAUUUAUAUAUAUAUAUGAAACAAAACGUGACCAAGUAAAUGGAAGAAUCUGAUGUAACUUUUCUGUUGGACCAGCUCCUUCACAUCUUUCAGCCUUGGAGCACAGCUGUACAGACUCCUCCCUCCUCCUCCCCAAAUGCCAGGUCUGUGCGUUGACCUGACUGGAGGACGGGGGGAAUUUGACAUUCGACUGAUUAGCGGUGGGUAGAUUGUGCGUUCACUGUGUUUCUGGCCAAUGGAAGCAUCGGACUCUGCCUUGGGAAUCCCACGCCGUUAUCCACUGACACGGACUAAGGGGAAAGAGGGACUAAACGCCCCCAGACAAAGGAGCUCCUUCAGCGGGAUGCCCGUGCUGCACUGACUCCUAAAGAGCAGCACAUUAGCUCUGUUCUAUGGGCAGCCGCCCACAUACGAUGGCUCGGGUCAGUUCAGCUCCUGUUAUUUUCUCAUGUGAGACUGGAAUUUUUUAAAAAAAAGUGUUUUUGGGCAGAUUUGGCAGGCAUGAAGAAUGAAUAUUGCUCACCCAUCCAGACACACACACACACACACACACACACACGCCUGUGCAGGAGUACAGAGACUACAGCAGUAAGGUGGUGACAUUACUGCAGUUUGAGGGCAGGGCUCUGGGGGAAGAGUAUGGAAGGAUGUGAUGAUGAUGUGAUGGUGUCCAGUUUGGAGAAAGAAUAGUUGUCUAACAGGAGGUUCUGUGGUACAAUGGCAUGAGCAUGUGGAGGAGAUUUUGUUUUGUUUUUUGGAAGGUGAAAGGUGUCAAUCAAGUGCUUUUCUUGGGGGAUUGGUUUAGGAAGAGGUGGGGUAGGAUGGGUGGGUUGUGUCCAUGUGGUGAAUUUGCAUCAAGACUCCCCUUUUCUGUUUUGUUAAAAGCUUAAAAGCCAAUUUUUGGUAGAGAAAAAAAAACAGAUGGAAGGAGUAAAAAAAAAAAAAAAAAAAAACUCCCAUGUUUUGUA
Molecule: messenger RNA, 5037 nt
Organism: Anguilla anguilla (European eel)
Lineage: Eukaryota; Metazoa; Chordata; Actinopteri; Anguilliformes; Anguillidae
Product: pro-neuregulin-3, membrane-bound isoform
Exons: 11
Coding region: 1644-3695 (683 amino acids)
Biological process (GO): animal organ development; nervous system development; intracellular signal transduction
Molecular function (GO): chemorepellent activity
Source: RefSeq, a predicted model, not a curated record